This is a messenger RNA of Heterobasidion irregulare TC 32-1, 1263 nucleotides long. RefSeq lists its product as uncharacterized. The record is from RefSeq and is a predicted model, not a curated record. The transcript has 9 exons. NCBI's taxonomy places the organism in Eukaryota, Fungi, Basidiomycota, Agaricomycetes, Russulales, Bondarzewiaceae. The coding region runs from base 1 to 1263 and encodes 420 amino acids.
AUGCCCCUCGCGCCAGAGCCAGAGCCGCCGCCGCAGGCACGGCGCUCCAAGCCUGUUGCCCUUGCCACACACACAUAUCAUCGAGGCAUGCACAUACUCGUAAUCAUUGGUCAGCUCCCUCGUGGAGUCACCGUCAAAACAAAGAAGUGGUGGCGAUUCCUUUCGGGGGUGGUGUUAGUCUUGCUGGCUGCAGCGCAGGCGGUCGUGCCAGCAUUGCAGUGCAAGACCUUUGCCUGGUCGAGCAUACUCCCCUUGAUCGAGCUCAAAGCUUGCGAAACCAUCUCGAAUCUGCCGCCUGCCGCAUAUCUGAAAGCCCGGAGACUAUCAGUUCCUGCUAUUCAGUGCAGACUGUAUGGUGUUGCAAUGUUGUUGCAAAGGCCUUCCUUUUCAUGUCCUGGCUCAGAUGAUGUGAUGUGGAUAUGGUGGUGCAACAGACAAGGUGCAAUCCAGACGGAAGGCAUUGACUUCGUCCAUGACCUUCCGCACUUCUUGAUUCUGCUCUUCGCGCUCCAGCGGUUCGAGCUGGACAACUGGUGGUUCAACAUUUCGCUAGACCAGCAGCCUCAUGCCAUCCAUUCCUCUGAUCCAGCUUCCAGAGGCAUUGGUAUUGGCUCCACCAGGUAUAUCAAGCUCAUGGUACUCCGAGCUUCAGGCAAGUUGGCGAGAAAUCACAAUCAAUACGAGCUGGCAGGUGCAUCAGGCGUAUGGCCUGGCUGGGCGAUGCACUGCUCUGGCAAGGUUGAGUCUUCUGGCAACAGCCCUGUGGCUGGUGGUGCGACUGUGGCAUCCAAACUCUCCACGGAGCUGCAAGAAGUAACAGUAAAGAUCUACUGGCAGGAGGAAUUGCGUUCAUACCAAGCCGAGGGUCCCAGGGAAGCGUCCAUGAUGGGGUUUAAGAUGGAUGCCUUGGGUCAUCAUCCGGAUCCGCUUUUCACGCAUAUCACCACAUUGGUCAGCACGGCGUUCAUGAAAGCGUGGCUUGAUUGCGUUCACACUGCUGGCGUAGAGGGUCAAGGCCGCUAUGCGCUUUGGGAGCUGGGUAUCGAGGAUGUCAAGCCCAGAUUGUCAAUUCUCAUGGCUGGCAAGGGUGGCCACGGGUUCUUGAUCAACUGGGAGUUGGCGACGAUGUUCGGGCAGUCAAGUCACGACGGGACCUCCCACCUUGAGACCGUGCCCUUCACGGUCUUAUACCUACUCGACGAGGAAUAUUGGGCCAGCAAGAUCAAGCACCAGUAUAACCAUGGCCUCAAAGGCUUCUUGUAG